Molecule: messenger RNA, 2073 nt
Organism: Colletotrichum spaethianum
Lineage: Eukaryota; Fungi; Ascomycota; Sordariomycetes; Glomerellales; Glomerellaceae
Product: transcriptional regulator NRG1
Exons: 2
Coding region: 1-2073 (690 amino acids)
Biological process (GO): regulation of transcription by RNA polymerase II
Molecular function (GO): RNA polymerase II cis-regulatory region sequence-specific DNA binding; DNA-binding transcription factor activity, RNA polymerase II-specific
Source: RefSeq, a predicted model, not a curated record
AUGGCCUCGGAUAACGGUCCUAUUGCGACCGAAGCCCCUCUCCUGGCAGCGACGACGCCUGUCGCAUCGGACGUUUUCGCGCUUGGAGGAGAUCCUGCUCGCACCAAGUCGCUCAAGAGGGCGCGCGAAUCCACCCCAACAUCGCCAACGUCUGUCAUUGAUCCCGUUGUCGACGGCGCUGUUCCCGCCGCCGUUCCCUCCGCCGACUAUCCCUCUCCCACGAAAUCCGCUCGCUUUGCCUUGGCGUCGUCACGCCGCUCACCGACGCCGUUGACAGCUGCGGCCGCCCUCGAGGCUCUCGAAGAAGAACGUAAGCGCGAACAGCGCCUGAACCCGCCCGCGUCAAGCGACAACCCUGGCCAUUCGGUUCUGUCUGUCCUCGCUGGCAGUGUUGCUGCCAUGAGUCGAGCCGACGACGCGCCGCAAGCUCCCACGGCUUCCAUGGAAGCCUCUACAAAGGCGCCCGAGGCUGUGAUACUGCCACAGGCCAACAAUGCACCAGCAGAUGCUCCAGAGAUGAGCUCGCAGGGCGCGACGAACUCAGCCGGCAUAUCGGGCGCCCUUGUGACGGCUAGCCCGGGCCCAAUGGACGUUGAUCCCAAGAGCAAUGAGCAACAUAUGCAACAGCAGCCACAGCACCAGCACCAGCCCCAGCCCCAGCCCCAGCAUCAGCCCGAGCAUCAGCCAGACCAUCAACCAGAGCACCAGCCAGAGCACGCGCCCGAUCAUCAGCCAGAGCUCCACUCAGACCAUCAACCAGACCAUCAACCAGAGCUCCAGCCAGACCAUCAAUCGGAGCAUCAGCCCCAGCCCCAGCCCCAGCCGCCGCACCCGGCCCCGGUUCACGAUGACAAGAACACGCCCGGAUCGCUGUCGUACCCAGGGUCGCUUCAAGCCGCUGCCAUGAUGCCCGCACCACCAGUACGCGGCAUGAGCUUUCCCAUGCCGUCCCCAGGCCACGACUCUCCUACCCAGUCGGGCAAGAAGCACAAGUGCCCGUUCUGCGAGACCGAGUUCACACGUCAUCACAACCUCAAGAGCCAUCUGCUCACGCACAGCCAGGAGAAGCCUUACAUAUGCCAAGAGUGCAACAUGCGGUUCCGACGUCUUCACGACUUGAAGCGUCACAGCAAACUUCACACUGGCGAGAAGCCUCACGUGUGCCCCAAGUGCGAUCGCAAGUUUGCUCGGGGCGAUGCGUUGGCCCGACACAGCAAAGGUGCUGGUGGUUGUGCUGGCCGCCGGUCCAGCAUGGGCAGCUUUGCCGAGACGGAUGACAUGGAUGGCCCAAGCAUGCACGACGGCGAUGACUCUAUGGCUGGCAUAGUUUAUGGCAACGAGGAAGACAUGACAGAAGAGGAGAGACGUCUGAGCCUACCGAGCAUCAAAGCUCAGCAUGUCGCGGGAGGGCAAGGCAGCAUGGACGGAUACAACGCUCAUUCCAGGACCUACCCGCCAGCGGGCCCUCGACCUGGGACAGGCGGGCUUUACCCGCCAAAUGUUGAUCGUGGCGUGGCGAGUUCAAACACAUCUCCGAGCAUGCCCAACAGCAUUGCCGGGGCCCACACGCCCAAUACAAGCGUCUCUUCAGUGCCCGUGAGCGGCGCUUCCGUCUAUUCACAAAGCGGCAUGACAGAGAGCCCGAAGCCCCUGAGCCCUGGACACGAUACAAACAACAUUGCCAGACAACGUUCGCCGAGUCUUACCCAGCAGUUCCAGCAGCAGCACUACGGCCGCAGGCCUUCAGAUAGGCACACCCCGCCAGCAUUUGCUGCUCCUACAACACAAUCCGGCGCGGCACCGGUGGGGGCCGCUCAUGCCCGAGGCUCAAGCGGAACGCAACCCGGAAGUGGGGCCGAAAACGGUGGCAACAUGUUUGCAACUGACCCUGGUGUUUGGGCGUACAUCCAGAGCCUCGAAGACAAGGUCAAGCAGCUGUCAGACAAGGUCACGGCGUUUGAGAAAGCAGAGAGUGCGAAGCAGGCACAGAUCGGACUGCUCACGAGUGAAGUCACCGGGCUGAAGAAACAGCUAGAGGCCCGUGACGGCGAAACGACGGAGGUCAAAGCAUGA